Protopolystoma xenopodis is the source of this 264-nucleotide messenger RNA. The record is from the annotation of a GenBank genome assembly. NCBI's taxonomy places the organism in Eukaryota, Metazoa, Platyhelminthes, Monogenea, Polystomatidea, Polystomatidae.
AUGGAGCAUGGACGUGUACAGAACACGUUUGCCAACAGGACUGCGUCCUUUCGAGCUGGGAGCCAGUUGGCAUCUGCAACGCUUCGUGCGGUCAGGGUUUACAGCUAUUCCAACGUCAUAUUAUUCAAAGAGCAGGAGCUAGAGGAAUUGCUUGUCCAGGUUAGCGCUUCAUCACCUCUACACGAAGAAACAUCUAUUUGCCCAUUUUAUUUCUUUCAUGAUACGCCCAAAUAUUGCACUUACGUUUCUACAAAGGACAGCUAA